This is a messenger RNA of Metarhizium robertsii ARSEF 23, 534 nucleotides long. RefSeq lists its product as uncharacterized. The record is from RefSeq and is a predicted model, not a curated record. The transcript has 3 exons. The coding region runs from base 1 to 534 and encodes 177 amino acids. NCBI's taxonomy places the organism in Eukaryota, Fungi, Ascomycota, Sordariomycetes, Hypocreales, Clavicipitaceae.
AUGAGCAGCCCUGCCUCUGGUCAACCCCCAAACCAGCUCUCCGUCUCUACUCGUAGUACCGAUUACUCUCACCCCCAAAUCGAAGCCGGCUUGCCUGGAAAUACUGAGCGUUUCCCCCACGCCGCCCGGCGUCUUGCGCGCUGGCUUGUGAGGAAGUGGAACGAGCUCCUCGUUAUUGCGCUGAUUGGCAUUCCACUGGGCCAACUCUUUCUUGAAUCCCAACUGAAGCAAAAGUCGGAAGUUGUGAGCUUCGAGUGGCUCUGCAACCUUGUCUUGAUCACUUGGAUUGCCUGGGUCUGCGUCGUCAUUGUCCUUGCUCUCCACAACUUCCAAUACCUGGCAAAAAAUAAGCUUGAUAUAAUCAGGGCCGCCGUGGCCUUUUGCUCUGCUCCCCUCGUUGACCACUUCACGACGGGCAAGUUUGCCGAUAGCAGCGCCGUAUUCCCCAUCUGCCUUGUCCUUGCAGUCAUCUGCCCCGAAAUAUACCGACUCUGGUCCCCCAGUGCCCAGAGCGAGAACGAGCGACAAGAUUAG